CUACAUAUCUGCAUUUUGUCACCAUCCUCGCCUUUCUCCAACUCAUACGUAUUGCUAUAUGAGAUACACCAUCUCCUUCUAAAUAUGACUUCCCUUCUCACAGCCUUCACAUACUUUCCGCUAAUGCCAUCCACAUCCGAAUUUAUAUACCACCUCCAGCACCGCUCACUAAAUAGAAACAGCGCCGGUCAUAAUGAAGAGCAGGCAGAAGAGGCACCACGCCGCCUUAAUGCCACAUCGCAGGCCACACUUGUUGAAGAGUUUCCACUACGGGUCACAGACGCUGCGCCACGCUGGGCUGCUGCACCUCCUGGGCCUGACGAUACUCGAAGCGGCAUGGUAGAUGGCCAAGGGUCGGGGUGCACCCUGGAACCGACCACCCGAGUCACCUUGGAUAUCGAACGAGGCGUGAGGAGCAGGGGGACUCGAAGACAGCGUCUCCGGCAUCGUGUGCACAGAGUACGACGCAGAAUGCGGCGGCUGCUUAUCGAUAUUGCCGGGAAGGGGAAUAUUCACUGGGAUUUCUUUGCCACUGGCGUAAUAUCCAUGACUGGUGCAAGCACGGUACCACUGUUUUAUUCGCUGUAGCACACAAUAUAUGGCAUUUAUCCAUCCAGGAUAUCAUGGGCAUGUGGGCGAGCCUAAAUCCCGUGCAGGAGCUGCAUGCGCAUAUCUUGCCUUCGGUUGCGCUUGGAAACUGGCCGAGGUGUCUAGCGGAUUGCUGCCCUUGGCUGCCUCUGCGCCCUUCUCGGACUAGGGAUAGCGUGCCACAAUGCACUCAAGGGACAGCCACGGGCAAGCCACCGUGCGCGCCAGCCGA
Molecule: messenger RNA, 820 nt
Organism: Linderina pennispora
Lineage: Eukaryota; Fungi; Kickxellomycota; Kickxellomycetes; Kickxellales; Kickxellaceae
Exons: 1
Coding region: 85-588 (167 amino acids)
Source: RefSeq, a predicted model, not a curated record